AUGUCUCUGCGGCCUCGUCAAUCUACUGGGGUACCGUCUCCGGCGAACCAGAGGAAGAAAGCUCCCAAGGAUUCCACGGCUCUUCGAGCGAUUCGGGACAAUCGUGUGCCUUCUUACCUAAAACCUGGCGCCGCCGUGGAGAUCAGCUCCGACGAGACUGGGUUUCGAGGCUCUUGGUUCCCGGGAAGGGUGGUCACAGCACCUUCCUCAGAUAAGGAUUCCGUCAAAUGCCAGGUCGAGUACACGACGCUCUACUUCGACAAAGACUUGAAGAAGCCGCUGAAGGAGGUUGUCCACACGGCUCAGCUUCGUCCUCCGGCGCCGUCGUUGUCUGAGAGUGAGAAGAAACGGGAUUUCGCUGUGGGGGAAAAAGUCGACGCCUUUUACAAUGACGGUUGGUGGGAAGGGGAGGUGAUGAAGGUUCUGGGUGAUGGCAAAUUCAGUGUUUACUUCAGAACUUCCAGGGAACAGAUUGAAUUUCGCAAAGAUCAAUUGCGGUUGCAGAGGGAAUGGGUAAAUGGCGCGUGGAAGCCGCCACUUGAGGAAACGGAAGAGGCGGAAUCAGAAGACGAUAAAGUAGACGACACAGAAGACGAAGAGGAUAUUUUAGCCCAAGUGGAUCCGGAAACUGCGAGAGCAAUUGCGAAACAAAUGUUUUCCAAAGGCACAAUGGUUGAGGUUAGCAGCGAGGAGGAAGGUUUCAAGGGAUCUUGGUUUGUAGCUAAAGUCAUUAAACCCAUUGACGAAGAUAAUUACCUUGUUGAGUACCGAGACUUGAGAGAAGAAGAUGGCGUUGAGCCUCUGAAAGAAGAAGCCGACUUUCUACACAUGAGGCCACUUCCACCAGCAAGUGAGGACUAUGUAGAUUUUGCUAUUGGUGACAAAGUCGAUGCCUUUUACAAUGACGGCUGGUGGGUUGGUGAGGUCAUAGAGAGUCUGGAGGAUGGAAGAGUUGGUAUCUUUUUCAGGCAAUCACGAGAGAAGAUGCGGUUUGGAAGGUUUGGUCUUCGUCUGCAUAAAGACUGGGUUAACGGGACUUGGCAGCUACCACUGAAAAGAGGAGAGAAGAGGCCAAAGGUUCCGCAGAGAGUUUCAGUUUCAUGUGAUCGGAACGUGAGACCUAAGAAAGAAGUCUCGAAGCAAGAGUUGAGCAUUGGAACUCAAGUCGAGGUUAGUAGUGAGGAAGAAGGGUUUGAAGACUCUUGGUUUCCUGCAAAACUUGUUGAAUACAGAGGUCUUGACAAAUGCCUUGUAGAGUAUGAUAAACUGAAAGCUGAGGAUGCGAAAGAGCCUCUGAGAGAAGAGGUUAAAGUUUCACAGAUAAGGCCUCGACCAGUAGAGAGGAUCAUGGUGAAUUCGUUCGAGAAGCUUGACAGAGUUGAUGCUUUCUAUAAUGAUGGAUGGUGGGUUGGGGUGGUUAUGAAGAUUCUUGCAAAGUCAAACUACCUCGUUAACUUCGAGAAGACCGGAGAGGUGCUGAAAUUUAAUCACUUUCAGCUGAGGCUUCAUCAGGAAUGGGUUGAUGGCAAGUGGAUAACAUCUUCUAAGGAUCAAAAGGUGUAA
Microthlaspi erraticum is the source of this 1563-nucleotide messenger RNA. NCBI's taxonomy places the organism in Eukaryota, Viridiplantae, Streptophyta, Magnoliopsida, Brassicales, Brassicaceae. The record is from the annotation of a GenBank genome assembly.